Molecule: messenger RNA, 1769 nt
Organism: Fopius arisanus
Lineage: Eukaryota; Metazoa; Arthropoda; Insecta; Hymenoptera; Braconidae
Gene: PGAP5
Product: Per1-like protein PGAP5
Exons: 2
Coding region: 439-1587 (382 amino acids)
Biological process (GO): GPI anchor biosynthetic process
Molecular function (GO): hydrolase activity
Source: RefSeq, a predicted model, not a curated record
GGCGACAUCAAAGCUUGGCAAUACCCCCUUCCAUCAUACCUUAGGGGGGUGUCCAUCAAGUCGACGGGGUGAAUUUUAUUUUGUGCGGUAUGAAUGCUUUUUGUUUUUUAUUUGUUUAAAGCCAGAUUAAUGGUUGCUAACUGUGGUUCAGAAAAUCAGAAAACUCGUUCUUAUCGUGUUUUUUUGAAUAUCAAAAAUAAAAUAAUUAUAAAACUGAUUUAAGCAUUGAGCUCUCAUUUUUCACUUGAAAUGGAAUAUGGGAAAAUGAGACUUUCGGUGAUAAGUUCAGUCAUCAAGUAAAUAAGAUAAAAUAAUAUUAGAUUAGAUUUUGAUUUUUCAAGUUAAGUGCAUGAUUUGAAAGUUCGGAAUGAUCACUUCAAGGAAUGUUGAGAGAAAGCCGUGGAGAUUGACAGGAAUAAGAAUUUUUAAGUUGUGAAAAUGUUGGGAACAAAACGGAGAACUUUUAGAAGACAUUUGGGAGAAGCACUCGUUGCUGGAUUGUGUCUAGUCCUGUUCUGUGAAUAUAUUAUUUAUUAUGUAGUACUUGUUCAGUGUGGAUGGGCCUCGCUCGACCCUCAGAGGGCAGAUUCAACGAUAGCAUCUCCAAAGGCAGAGGAAAGACCUGUGAGGGCAAUGUUUCUUGCUGACACCCACUUGUUGGGUUCACGAAAGGGCCAUUGGUUCGACAAACUCCGAAGGGAAUGGCAGAUGCACAGGGCCUUCCAGACAGUCAUGGUCCUUCACAAACCCGAUGUUAUUUUCAUAUUAGGGGAUGUUUUCGAUGAAGGGCUGUGGUGUGGCUCCUCGGAAUUCGAGAAAUACGUCCAGAGGUUCAACUCCCUCUUCGCAGUGCCUCCGAAUUCAUAUCUGUACGUAGUAGCUGGAAAUCAUGACAUGGGCUUUCACUACGUGAUAACUCCCUACCUGAACCAGAGAUUCAUGAAUGCGAUGAGAGCUCCGAGUGUCAAGAGAGUCACCAUCCGAGGGAAUCAUUUUGUUCUGGUCAAUAGCAUGGCCAUGGAGGGAGACGGUUGCUUUCUUUGCAGACCAGCUGAAGUAGCUCUCAACAAAAUAGCUAAACAUCUCAAAUGUGCCAGAGGAAUUGGGGAGUGUUCCAUCCACCAAUCCAUCAAGAGGUACAGCAGGCCAGUGCUCCUGCAGCACUAUCCCAUGUACAGGGAGUCAGAUUCCCUGUGCUCUGAGCCUGAUCAGGCUCCUGAGGAGAUCAAGGACAUCAAGUUCAGGGAGAGGUGGGAGUGUCUCUCGAGAGAGGCCUCCGAACAACUCCUCGAUAUCCUCAAUCCUCGGUUGGUCGUCGAUGGUCACACUCAUCAUGGAUGCAGGAAAAUGCAUGGAGAGGACACCCUCGAGGUCACUAUCCCGUCGUUUAGUUGGAGGAAUAAGAAUAAUCCUUCCUUUCUGAUGGGUGUCUUCACUCCAGAUAACUACGCUCUCUCAAAAUGCUACAUGCCAGAAGAAUCAACGGUGAUAUCCAUCUAUACCUUCGGUGGAAUUUUCAUCGUUCUUUAUUUACUCAUCAAAGCAAAACAGAGGAUGAAUCGUCACAAUUUCUUAAAACUCCACUGACACACAUUUUAUUGAUAUGGCUUUGAUCCUCGAUUAUUAAUUCAAUUUCAUGAGAUUCGUACGAAAUUCCAUUUACAUUUAUACAGAAUUAUUUCGUCGGAACUGUAUGGAGAAUUGGACGUUCAUUGACGAGCAUUCGACAGAAUGCCACUGUACAUAAAAUAAAUAAUUGUUAAUGAAGA